This is a messenger RNA of Tinamus guttatus (white-throated tinamou), 1374 nucleotides long. RefSeq names its product SET domain containing 4 (gene SETD4). The record is from RefSeq and is a predicted model, not a curated record. Gene Ontology annotation, molecular function: protein binding; protein-lysine N-methyltransferase activity. Gene Ontology annotation, biological process: peptidyl-lysine monomethylation; peptidyl-lysine trimethylation. Lineage: Eukaryota; Metazoa; Chordata; Aves; Tinamiformes; Tinamidae.
AAAACUUGCUUCUUAAUAUGAAGAAAAACAGAGGUCGGACAGGUCGAAAGAGAAGAAGGAAACACUUGCAGAGUUUUAUGAAUGGAGUGAACAGUAGUCACAAGCUGGAAUACAUUAAACUAAAGAAGUGGCUGAAAGACAGAGGAUUUGAGGACAGUAAUUUAAGGCCAGCAGAGUUCUGGGAUACAGGAAGAGGACUGAUGACAACAAAAGCCCUUCAGGCAGGGGAACUGGUUAUCUCAUUGCCUGAGAAAUGCUUGCUCACUACAGCUACUGUCCUUAGUAGCUCCUUAGGAGAAUACAUUAAAAAAUGGAAGCCUCCUGUAUCUCCCUUGCUUGCACUGUGCACAUUUUUAAUAGCAGAGAAGCAUGCUGCUGAUAAAUCUCUGUGGAAGCCCUAUCUUGACGUUUUGCCCAAGACGUACACUUGUCCUGUUUGUAUGGAGCAAGAAGUAGUCAGCCUUCUUCCUGAACCUUUAAGAAAGAAGGCUUGGGAGCAGAGAACCACGGUCCACGAGUUGUAUGUGUCUUCCAAAGCUUUUUUUUCAUCCCUGAAGCCAUUGUUUGCUGAGAACAUAGAGACUGUUUUUAAUUACAGCACCCUAGAGUGGGCUUGGUGCACUGUUAAUACCAGAACAGUAUACAUGAAACAUACACAGAGGGAAUGUUUCUCUCUUGAGCCAGAUGUUUAUGCUUUGGCACCAUAUUUAGAUCUACUAAACCACAGCCCAAGCGUUCAGGUAAAAGCUGCAUUUAAUGAACAAACCAGAAGCUAUGAAAUUAGGACAAAUACACAGUGCAAGAAAUAUGAAGAAGUUUUUAUCUGCUAUGGGCCUCAUGAUAACCAGCGACUCCUCCUAGAAUAUGGAUUUGUUACUACUGAUAACCCACACAGCAGUGUUUAUGUAUCAUCAGAUACUCUUCUCAGAUAUUUUCCACCACUGGAUAACCAGAGAAAUGCAAAACUUUCUAUUCUGAGGAAUCACGAUUUUUUACAAAAUUUGACCUUUGGGUGGGAUGGACCAUCUUGGAGACUCCUUACAGCCCUCAAGUUACUAAAUCUACGAGAAGAUGAAUUUACUUGCUGGAAGAGAACGCUGCUUGGUGAUGUAAUUUCAGCCACAAAUGAAGAGCAGACUUUGAACGUAACAGAAAAAAUAUGUCAUUUUUUAAUAGAGGAGACGCAGCACGUCCUUCUUCAGAUUUCCCAUUUGAAAAGGGACAAAGACAACCUGAAAGAUCACCUGGCUUUGGUAGAAGCUCUGCGCUUGGAAGAUCUGAAGAUUCUACAAAAAUCAGCAGAGAUUCUGUGCAACUUGAAAAACGCAACAACUUGACCCAUAUGGAAUUGUGAUAGCUGAGCUGACUGGAUGA